Messenger RNA from Diachasma alloeum, 1581 nucleotides. RefSeq names its product pentatricopeptide repeat-containing protein 2, mitochondrial. Gene Ontology annotation, biological process: regulation of mRNA processing; mitochondrion organization; multicellular organism development. Lineage: Eukaryota; Metazoa; Arthropoda; Insecta; Hymenoptera; Braconidae. Bases 91 to 1203 code for a protein of 370 amino acids. The transcript is spliced from 5 exons. Gene Ontology annotation, molecular function: RNA binding. Gene Ontology annotation, cellular component: mitochondrion. The record is from RefSeq and is a predicted model, not a curated record.
UCAAGAGGAAGGUUCAAUGGUUCUCCGCUCUAACGGCAUAACAAUGCCUCUCAAAAAUCUCGAUAUCUGCCAAUAAACUAAUAAAUUGAAAUGUCUGAGACAAUCAGGUGUCUCCGGAGGCCGCUGUUGCGCCUGAUCACCAGCAGCAUUGAUCGCCAGUACCAGUUCACCGGACGCAGGCCCCUCUACACAGAAUCAACCCUGGACCUCGACGAAUACAAGAACGUUAGGAGGAACCUCCAGACCCUCGGCAAAGAGCAGUCCGACGUCUUCAGAGAAGCAGUCAUGAUAACCCUGAAGAACGAGACGAACCUGGUGACAAUAGUGGACCUCAGGAAGAUGCUGCACAUCGUCGAGAAGAACGAGGAGGACUUGCGCCUUCUGAAGGCGAUGGUGGAGCGGUACCACCAGCAAAAUAACGACAAUGACUCCUACACCUUCGGUCCUAUCAUCAUGAGAGCCCUGCACUACCUGAACGAACCUCACGUUGCCCUCGAGGCUAUCAAGGACCCCAAGUUCCACAGUCUCUACAACCAACCCACGACCUCUGCCAUCCUCCUGGAUCUGCUCUACGAACACGGCAUGUUCAAAGAAAUUCGCGAUGUCUACGAUUCUCUCCGCGAAAGGCCUGUUAGCAAAUUGGUGAUUUCGGUCGUUGCUAUGGCGUGUUAUAAAGAGAAUUCCCCAGCGAGCUUGCAAUAUGCCCUACAAAUGUGGAAGGAAUUGUGUCAUCAGAGUACGCCAAUGCGGAGGACGAUAGUGACACUCACAGCCCUAGCACUCAAUCAGAAUAAACCUGGAAUCGCUCUGGAGCUCCUUGCAUAUUGUCAUAAAUUCGACUCCAUCUCUGUCAGGUCUGCCAAGGUCAUGGCUCUCUGUGAUUUGAACGAGAUGGACAAAGCGCUAGUGGACUUUAAACAAGCUUUGAAACAUAAUAGUCAUUACCUUGCAGAUGUCGCUAUUAAAUUCACUGCUGCAGUGAAGCGAUUGGAUAUCGCGCCAGAUGAGGAAAUUCGGGAGGUUUUCGAUGUUUUGAAGAUUCAACGCUUCAUUUAUGCUCAGACCCUCGACGCAUACAUCUCCAACCCAAUAGACGUUUGGAAGAAGCAGAAACCACCUCAGAAGAAUACUUACCAAUUGGACAGACGAAAAUUACCCCUUGGCAGAGACACGAGUACAACACGAGUACAACUCAUAAUUUAACCAGAACCACCACGAAAUUUUUUCGACUCCAUCAUCGAGUUAUGUAGUGUAAUUUUCAAUGUUUCACGUAAAAAUACCUCCAGUGUGAUUACAAAAACUAAUGGACUGCUGUCAUUUUUAAUAAUUGAUUGUAGUUAUCCGUGAGCCACUCGUCCAUCACUGGUGUAUUUUUAAAUUGUUUUCUAAUUAUCUGGAUAAGAUUUGCCAACCAACUGGUUUUUGGUGUUGAAUUAUUCUCUCCACAUCUGCAAUAAAAUGCAUUCAUUGAAAGUUCAUUCAACAUAAAUUGACAUAAAUUAGAGAAUAAUCAAAUCCCCAAAUUUAAUGAAAAAUCAAGAUUUUUAUUCACAUGUCAUGAUAUUGAAGAAUUUCGUAAGU